This is a messenger RNA of Babesia bigemina, 1536 nucleotides long. RefSeq lists its product as hypothetical. The record is from RefSeq and is a predicted model, not a curated record. The transcript has a single exon. The annotation marks the transcript as partial. NCBI's taxonomy places the organism in Eukaryota, Apicomplexa, Aconoidasida, Piroplasmida, Babesiidae.
AUGAAAAAUAAAUGCAUUGCUUCCCACUCCCGUAAUCAGGACUCUGCUACUAAAAAAGCUUUGGAGGACAUUGAGUCCAAGUUGAAGCAGGUUAAAAAUCUCCAAAAAAAUCUUGAAGGAUUGACUGACCAAAACAGUUGUCAAAAGCUGUUAGAGAAUCUUUGUGCCGGCCUCGAAACCUUCCUCGGCUUCAACAAAGACUCCAAAGGCUACGACGGCUCUGGGAUAGUGUACUCCGACUUGGAUAGGCUGUGUGACGGGGUGAUGGGAUUUUUGAGUGGUGUGCUUGGUGCGGUGAAAAACGAAAAUGAAGUGAUAACUUAUGAUAAUAAUCUUCAAACAAAGCUUAAAGAUGUACUAGACACCUUAAAUACUAAAAUUGGCCACGGCCGUGCUGGGCUUGCGGUGUCUGUCGCCGCGGUGAAGGGGUGGUUGGAGGGGUAUGAAGGUGAAGUAGGCAAGAAGACGAAAGCAGUAACAGACAAUAUUACGCAUUUAAUGAACGAUUUGACACGUCACAAAGAUAAUAUUGACAACGAAAAAAUGUCUGAUCUUUCCACGCAGAUUCAAAAUUGGACUGCACGCGCCGAGCAGUAUAGACUUCACGUCGUAGCAGCGGAGAAGGACAUGAAAAAUCUUGACUCCAAGUUAUUAGGUAAGUUGACUCCGAAUAUUCAAAUGCUGUUUCAGGCCAUGGAAACUUUCAAGGAGGCGGCGAAGGUUGAAGGCAUGAAGGAGAUGUACGAUUUGGCAGAUGCCAAAAUGGAUUACAUUAAACAUUACGUCACAAAGCAAGCUGGAAAACGUUCGGAGGAGAUCGAAAAUUAUUUGAAAGAUAGAGUGGGCAAGUUAUAUAUUAAGCUCGAUAACAUGAAGCAGAAUGAAUUUAACAUGCUGCUACUCUCCUUGGACAAGGAUGCUGCGGUUGCAUUCAACAAAGUUAAUUAUAAUAUGAAUAGUAUUCUAAAUAGAUAUGGAAAGGAUAUCGUGAAAGAGGUAGAAGGUAUUCUGGCGGCUGCGGGCAGGCUUAAAGGAGAAAUUCAAGCUGAGAAGGAGAAACUUAAAAUGCAGGUGAAACAGUUGGGUCUCCGUAUUGAAUUUUUUCGAGGAAUUUUUGGAGGCGUUAAAGCGGAGGUGGUGGAAGAUCAAAGUGGUAUUGAGCAUACGUUAAAAUUAACUGACGCCAUCAAAGGGCUUACCCAGCAGGUUGUCCAAAACGUGCAAGGAUAUGUUUCAGCCACGUUGCCCAGCGAACUUCAGGCAGCGCUUAGGGAGAUGACUGAUGGGAUUGCUAAGGCUGAGAAGAGUGUCGCGAAGGAAGAUGGGCAUUUAGAUAAGAUCGCCAAUAAAGCAGAAAGUUAUGCAAAAUCGUUUGAGGGGGAGGCGUUUGGGAGUAUAGUGGAGGAAUGGAUUUAUGAAAUUCUGCAGAAUGUUAUGGUUAAACAUUGGUUUGAUGCAUAUGCUAGUAAUAACAAUGGUAGACUGACUGAAUCAUAUCACAGCGCUGUGAAAACUGGCCUAAGUAGUGAGCAAUUU